Molecule: messenger RNA, 651 nt
Organism: Lontra canadensis (Northern American river otter)
Lineage: Eukaryota; Metazoa; Chordata; Mammalia; Carnivora; Mustelidae
Gene: CENPM
Product: centromere protein M
Exons: 6
Coding region: 82-639 (185 amino acids)
Source: RefSeq, a predicted model, not a curated record
UGUCUCUCGCUUAAGGGCGGACCUCAGCGGUUUGAAAGAUCCGCGCGCGGGGCAGGAGCGGAGGUUCUUUGCGUGACUGGGAUGUCGGUGUUGCGGCCACUGGACAAGCAGCCUGGCCUGAACACGGCCACCAUCUUGCUGGUGGGCACGGAAGAUGCUCUUCUGCAGCAGCUGGCCGACUCGAUGCUCAAGGAGGACUGCGCCUCGGAGCUGAAGGUUUUCUCAUUUUUCAGCCACCUGGCAAGGUCCCUCCCUCUGCCCUCCAAUGUGAAUCGGCCCCGAAUUGACCUGAUCAUGUUCGUGGUCAACCUUCACAGCAAAUACAGCCUCCGGAAUGUGGAGGAGUCCCUGCGCCAUGUGGACGCCACCUUCUUCCUGGGGAAGGUGGGCUUCCUUGCCACGGGCGCCGGCCGGGAGAGCCACUGCAGCGUUCACCGGAGCACCGUCGUGAGGCUGGCCCGCACCUACCGGAGCCCCCUGCUCUUCUGUGACCCGGAGGUGGACGGCUUCCGAGCCCCGGUCGCACAGCGGCUGGUGCGAAUGCUGCAGAUCUGUGCCGGCCACGUGCCUGGUGUCUCAGCCCUGAACCUGCUGUCCCUGCUGCGGAGCUCUGAGAACCCCACCCUGGAGGACCUGUGAGGCCUGCGGUCC